UUCACAUCUUUAAGAAAUCAUUUCUUUCUUUCAUUACUUCGUACCUGAUAAUUUAGUUCCUAUAUAUUUAAGUGACCAUGUGAGAUGUUUCUCUCCCACAGCUCUCCUCAACACCAUACAAAAUCCUCUCUUUUGGUUCUUGUUCAGAUUCUUGAAAUUAAAGCUUGACGGUAUCAAGAAACGGGCGUGAGAAAAUGCCUUGUCUUUACAUUACAACCAACGUCAAUUUCGACGGCGUUAACACCGAUCCCUUCUACUCGGAAGUCACCAAAGCCGUCGCUUCUAUCGUCGGACGACCUCAGAACUUAGUGAUGGUGGUGUUGAAGGGAUCAGUAGAGAUAGUGUUUGGAGGGAACAAAGACGCAGCUGCAUAUGGAGAGAUUGUAUCAAUGGGAGGCAUCACAAAACAAGUCAAGAGAGAACUCAUCGCUACCGUUGGAUCUAUUCUCCAUACUCACUUCUCUAUUCAUCCCACUCGUUUUAUCUUUAAAGUUUUUGAUAUCAAUUCGUUGCCUCUUCCUUCUAAACUUUAAAUCAGGAUGGGUCAUCUUUUAUAUUGUCCACCAACACACAAUAUAUAUAGUCACAUAUACUUUUCUAUC
Capsella rubella is the source of this 602-nucleotide messenger RNA. Its product is annotated as macrophage migration inhibitory factor homolog. NCBI's taxonomy places the organism in Eukaryota, Viridiplantae, Streptophyta, Magnoliopsida, Brassicales, Brassicaceae. Gene Ontology annotation, molecular function: phenylpyruvate tautomerase activity. Bases 195 to 533 code for a protein of 112 amino acids. The record is from RefSeq and is a predicted model, not a curated record. The transcript has 2 exons.